This is a messenger RNA of Trichoderma reesei QM6a, 1389 nucleotides long. RefSeq lists its product as uncharacterized. The transcript is spliced from 4 exons. The coding region runs from base 139 to 1389 and encodes 416 amino acids. Gene Ontology annotation, molecular function: metal ion transmembrane transporter activity. Gene Ontology annotation, biological process: zinc ion transport; transmembrane transport. Gene Ontology annotation, cellular component: membrane. The record is from RefSeq and is a predicted model, not a curated record. Lineage: Eukaryota; Fungi; Ascomycota; Sordariomycetes; Hypocreales; Hypocreaceae.
CUGCCGUUUCACAGAGGGAAGCGAGCGCUGGUCCGCGAGGCCACAAUGCGCAGAUGAGCCGGUGAUAACAGGCGAACCUCUUCCCCCCCCCCCUUAUUCCUACGCACACGUCGAGUUUGCGCCGACUCGAGAUUCACCAUGGGUGGCCUCCUCUUGCUCGUUGGCCUAUGCUGGCGCGCUCUCAACAGUUCAUUCAUGGCCGGAGCCUUGCCCCUAUCGAUGACGCUUUCACAAUCACAGCUCCGAUUGAUAUCGAGUAUUGGAGUCGGGGUGCUGGUCGGCACGUCUCUCGUCGUCAUUAUCCCCGAGGGCAUCGAAACUGCGGUUACCCCUGCAGAAGCCUCUCACCUUCACAAAGCACGGAGUUUGAUGCGAAGAUCGCCAUGGGCCCUCGGCGUUGAGCCCAGAGACAUCGUCAAGGCCUUUCCCGUUGUACACACCACAGUCCCUCUUCAUGCGAUACGAGCAGACGAACUGCCCGGCAUUCCACCGCGGAUCGAGAUUACAGAGAGUUACGAGGUUACGAAACGGCAAAACGAGGACGAAGACCUGCCGCAGGGCUCAUCCGAGACCACUUCGGAGCACGAGGAACACGAGGAGCACGGAGACGAAUCAGAUGGCGGAGAGCACCCCCAUGUUCACGAAGUACCGACAAUGGAGAUUGGCUUCUCCAUGAUCGCAGGCUUCAUCCUCAUGUUCCUCAUUGACAGACUCCCCAGGCAUGCCACCGAGAGCCUGCGGUCAACGCCAGAAACUCGCCACAUCAGCCUCGACGACCUCGCAGGAGGCGACACGGCAUCCAUCGACGAAGAAGCGGACGGCUUCUUAAACUCCCUAGCGCCGACCCCUCGACGAGCCCGCAGCCUGGCGACGACCACCGGACUCGUCAUUCACGCCGCAGCCGACGGCAUUGCCAUGGGGGCGUCUGCCACUUCGUCCAACAUGCGCCUGGGCUUUGUCAUUUUCAUUGCCAUCAUGAUCCACAAGGCCCCGGCUGCGUUUGGCCUGACGUCGAUUCUGCUCAAGCAGGGGCUGUCGAAGCGGGCGGCGCGAGGCCACCUGGUGAUUUUCAGCCUUGCAGCCCCUGUGGGUGCCCUGACGACGUGGAUCAUGAUCACGCUUCUGGGCGGGGACCACCUGAAGGGAUAUUCAGGGCAGUGGUGGACGGGCAUGUUGCUGCUCUUUUCAGGGGGGACCUUUUUAUACGUUGCGAUGCAAGCCAUGCAAGAGGACGGCGGCGCGCAUGGCCACGACCACGGUUCGGGCAUCAACGGCUACUCGGAUGCAAGCUCGGCACACCAACGAAAGCCAAAGGGGCCGCAGAUGCGAGACACCUUGGCCACGGUCGUGGGCAUGAUGAUUCCUCUUGUUGCCCAGUUGGGCCAUUAG